Lachancea sp. 'fantastica' is the source of this 1311-nucleotide messenger RNA. The record is from the annotation of a GenBank genome assembly. NCBI's taxonomy places the organism in Eukaryota, Fungi, Ascomycota, Saccharomycetes, Saccharomycetales, Saccharomycetaceae.
AUGAGUGGAACAGGACGACUGCCGGGUCUCACGCAAGGUUCUGCGAAACCCGGGCUCAAAUUCAAGCCUAAGGCGCUUGCAAGAAGGUCGAAAGAAGAAAGAGAGAAGACAGUGCCGAAACCCACGAGCGAGGAGUUGGGGGAUGGCCACAAUUCCAAGAAAAAGUAUAGCAAAAAGGACCAGGGGAAUCGGCAGAAACGGGUGCCGAAAUAUUUGUUGAACACACGAGUUGUAGGUGCUGGGUUUGGAGCAGAGAACUUCGCAGGUGGAGGAGGUAUCAAUGCCAGAUCAGGGUUCAUAAAGAGCGAGGAUGGUGGCUCUGGUCAUUCACAGCUCAUGCAGCUCGGUUUACAAGGCGUAAAUGGGGGCGUCAAAGGUGCGGACGAAGACGGAGACUCGGACGGCGGAGAUGGACGCACGAAAAUUAAUAUGGGACGUGAGUACCGUUUCAACGACCUAUGUGCAUCCGAUGAUGAGGAGGACGAUGCUCUAGGGCUACAGACUGGUGCCAACGGCGAGGUAGACGAAGAGGCUCUGCGGUCCAAGCGACUGGCCCACUUUUUUCCAGUCAGGGCUGUCAGAGUGCGUCAUGAAGAUAUGGAUUCAGUGCAAAAGGAAUUGAAGGAAUCGCUUUCGGACCAAACCACUAGGGAACCAACUCCUGGCAACGCUUUGAAAGAGGAAGAAGGCGAUCUGUCUGCCGUGUUGCAACAGCGCGACGUUGAAUUGCAAGACAAACUCAACGCUUUGCAAUUACAAAACGAAUUUGCAUCCGUUGAUUAUCAAGAAGGUCUUGAUGAAGUGAGACGUCUCAAUCAAGACCAUGUUCAUAUUGUCAAAAAACUGUCCAAGAUAAACGACCAGCCAGGCAAAUUCAUGUUUUUCCAGCUACCAGCGGUGCUACCUGAUUUUGAACCGCCGCAGCCCAUUGAAAAGAUGGAGGUUGUGAAAAAUGAAGAAGCUGUGGAACCAAAAGAACCGGACACCGAAGCUUCAAGUACAGAAGAGGCUUCUUCCAACGACACAAAAGAACAGCAACCGGAGCCAUCCAAGGGCGAAAAGCCGAACGAAAAGAAAAAGGAGCCGGUGGAAGAGGUCGAUAAACCGCUCACUGGGAACAUUGGCUCGCUUCGAGUCCACAAGUCUGGAAAAAUCUCCAUCAAGAUUGGAAACGUUGUGAUGGAUGUCAACAGAGGCGCCGAAAACACAUUUUUGCAGGAAGUGGUAGCUCUCGAUGAGCGAGCUGAGGAGCGAACAGUAGAGUUACUGGGUCAAAUUGUAGGCAAGGCGGUGGUGACACCGAAAUUUUAA